This is a messenger RNA of Polistes dominula (European paper wasp), 2633 nucleotides long. RefSeq lists its product as uncharacterized. Lineage: Eukaryota; Metazoa; Arthropoda; Insecta; Hymenoptera; Vespidae. The record is from RefSeq and is a predicted model, not a curated record.
AAAAGAAAAAAUCAAAAUCAAAAUCAAAUCAAAUAAAAAAUGAAGGAGAAAAUUGUGUGAGAAAUAAGAAAUCAAGUUGACCAACAAAAACAAUUCCUUUGAAAUCCAUUAGCACGGUCGAGAGUCCAGCGAGCCGCACCAACGUCGGCUGCAGAUGUGAUGGCACAAAAUAUCCUAGAGUGGAUUCAAGGGAUCUACCGACAGGGCGCACGUAAAAUUCGUCAACAAUCGGACAAUGGGUACCUGCCACCAUAUAGUACACAAAGACCUCCGGAAAAGCCUCGACCUUUCCAACCGUCAACCAACAACCACGUACAACAACAACAAUCGUCUUUUUCAUUGAGUCAAAACGAAGUGACCAAUUAUCCUUAUCAAGGACCAUCAUCCCUAUACACGCCAUCUAAUGAACCUUCUUCAUUUUCUGUAUCUUCUGAGAGUGACACUUCUUCACAUAGUUUAUCAACUCCUAAUACACUUUAUGGCUCACCAAGCAGUUUACGUCCAUCAUCCACUUACAUACCACAAAACAGUUAUGGCAGUUCUCCCACAUUUAAUCCACGACCACAACCGUCCUAUGGUCCAGGAUCCUCAACUUUCCCUCCUUUUGGAAGUACAACUGGUGGUUCCAGUUCUAAUUAUCCUAGUUCUACGAGUGCAAGACCUGGAACUUUUCCUUCUUCAACACCAUCAACAGCAUACUCGUCGACCUAUUUACCACCACAGUAUACUGGAUUUCCAUCAAGCAAUCCAAGCACACCAAGACCAACGUCUACACCAUUGCCACCCAAAGUAUCACAACCAGUUGGUGGUUAUCCUUCUCAACCUGGUGGUUUUUCGACCACUUAUUUACCACCUAAAACCAGUGCAUUUCCUUCGAGUACUCCAAGUGGUUCUCCAUCGGGUGGAUACCCCUCUUCUUCAGGAUUGACAACACCUUAUGGAUACACUACUCAAAGACCUGGAUUCUCAUCGACUGGUACUGGUGCUGGUAAUAUUUACAGUUCUCAAGGUGGUUAUGCUUCUCAACCAUCCCCUAGACCAAGUUUCCCAACACCAGGCACAAUAGGUACAACAGGUACCGUUGGUGGUACUUCUGGGUACACUUAUUCCACACCAAAUCCAACAUCCAAUAUAGAUGGGUCGACUAGUGGUGGUACUGGCGUAACGAUGGGCACCGAGGCUGACGAUGACCUCAAACAUCCACCGCAUAUUCAUAAUAUAUCGGUUGAAUGUGGAAAGACCAUGAUGACGAUUAAUAUUGAAUUUAAUCGUGCUUUCGAUGGCGUCAUUUAUUCUAAGGGUUUCUUCAUGAAUCCUGAUUGUAGAUACGUCGAACAAAAUUCCGGAAAAACCGAAUACUCUUUCACAGUUAGCUUAGAUUCUUGUGGUACUCAAUUCAUCAAUGAUUUCGAGGGUGAAGCUGGACAAGCAUAUCUUGAAAAUGUCUUGGUCUUGCAGAACGAGCCAGGUAUACAAGAAGUUUGGGAUACUGUGAGAAGAGUACGUUGCCUUUGGGAAGGUAACAUCAAUAAGGCUCUUUCGGUAAAUUUAUCCGUGGACAUGCUCAAUCAGGAAAUCGUUACGUUCAGUGGUGAUACUGCUGUUGCCAAAUUAGAUAUACAAAUUGGUAAAGGUCCGUUUGCUCCUAUAGCUGAUGGUUUGGUCAAAAUUGGAGAAACUAUGACGUUGGUUGUAACAUUGGAAGGUGAUCCAGCUUUCGAUCUUCAGGUACGCGAUUGCGUAGCACGUGACGAAAGUUCAACGAAUGUCUUACAACUAACUGAUGAACGUGGUUGUAUACUAAAACCAAAAUUAUUUGGUGCAUUUCAAAAAACAAAUGACACUGGUAACACAGGUGCCUCGAUUAUAGCCUACGCAUUUUUCCAAGCUUUUAAAUUUCCCGACGUGAUGGAUUUAUUCAUCGAAUGUAACGUUGAACUUUGUAAAACGGAUUGUCAAGCUUGUCCGGAAUCAAAUCAACAAAUUGAACCGGGCAGAAGGCGUCGUUCGGUAACAACUUAUGCACCUUCAAAUAUGUCAAUGGCACCUUUAUUAACAGAUCCAGUUAGAGUUGGACGUGGUUUUAAAGUGAUUAUGCUUGACGAUUUGAGUGCGGUUAGUAAUCAAAUAUUGGAUAAUAAUAUUGAUUUAUCAUCAGCACCAUUUGCAAAAGAAGUUACGAAAGAGGAGGAGAACAUUUGUAUGAGUAAUAAUGGCUUUUAUGCUGCAUUUUCUCUUAUGUUAGGUACACUUAUUUUAAUGACCGUUAGUGCAGCAACAUUGCACAUUAAAUUACAAAGAAUUUAUAGGUCGAAAUCAAUUGAUACGUAGUUAAAAAUUUUUUGAAAUAUCAUUAUGCAAAUGAUUAUAUGAUAUGAUUUUAAUGAUUAGAUCAUUAAAAAGCAUCAAUUAAAUUUUUGUUCACAUUUUGUAUUAAUUUAUAAUUCAAGACAAGAGCAAGAGAUUUGACUAACGUCAUUAAAUUAGUGUUGUUAUUCGUGACAAGAAGCAUAUAUUAGAACAGCCAUACAUAUCACAAAUGACUCAACGCCAUUUUAUAUGGUAACUUAUGAUUAAAUAUAUGCAUAUACCCAAUAAAUAUUCUAAUAAUAAACAUAGUAAAUUGUAUUAUA